Xenopus laevis (African clawed frog) is the source of this 3587-nucleotide messenger RNA. RefSeq names its product serpin peptidase inhibitor, clade H (heat shock protein 47), member 1, (collagen binding protein 1) S homeolog (gene serpinh1.S). Gene Ontology annotation, biological process: collagen fibril organization. Gene Ontology annotation, cellular component: extracellular region; endoplasmic reticulum; endoplasmic reticulum lumen. NCBI's taxonomy places the organism in Eukaryota, Metazoa, Chordata, Amphibia, Anura, Pipidae. Gene Ontology annotation, molecular function: collagen binding; serine-type endopeptidase inhibitor activity. The transcript has 5 exons. The coding region runs from base 1318 to 2577 and encodes 419 amino acids. The record is from RefSeq and is a predicted model, not a curated record.
GGACAAUGCUAUGAUGCUCUGUGUGUAGCAGGGGAGCAUUAAUUGUUGCAUUCUCAGCUGCCUUUAUAUUGCUUGAGAGAUUCCUAUAGCCCUUGUUAGUCAGCUGGAAUUUACUGUCCCCAUUAACAUCCCUUGCUGGGACUGUGUAUUCUCUGGGGUGGGCUCCUGUUAUCCCCAAUGUUGCUCUGAGCACCAGACUAAACCUAAUGCUGUAGUAUGUAUACAGAAUACAGAAUGUAAUGCACCCUACGUUGCCCAUGUAACUUAUUGCAUUGCAUGUAAUGGGUCAGGUUCUGUAAUAAUCCCCAGCAAGUGAGGUAUCCAAGAAAGCUAAUGCUCAGUUGCAGAUAAAGCAGAUCUGUUCUUAUUCUCUCCUGUAAUAUGAGGGUGCACUUUGGGGUACAGCAAUUAGUUGCACUAAGCCGUCUGACUGCAGAAUAAAAGAUUAUUACAUUGCUGAUAUCCAGCCUGUGACUUGGGGAGGUGCUGGGACUCUAGGCUGGGAGUUGUAGUGCAACAGGAGCUGGACCUACCUUACUUUUUAUCAUAAACUAAAGCCCCAAAUGUCUUUACAUAGACACCCCCACCAGCCUUGUUUGUUGUGUAUGUUAAACUAAAUAAAUAAUAAUUUGUUUAUGAUCUCUUUGCCUGCAGCUCUUUAUCUGCGGUUGCAGUUGCUAUUUCACAAAGGGGAUGCUGGGAGUUGUAGUUCUAUAAGCAGCUGUGGCUUCGAAAAACCCCUAAGCUAGCUAUAGUUCCUCCACAGUUGAUGAAUCCACAACAUCUAAGGGGUUAAGGCAUUUUGGUGUUGCCAAAUAUACCCAACAGAAACUGCCACAUCAGCACCUCCAUCAGCCUCCAGCCAUUAGGAAUCAGUGACUCUCUCCCUCAAUAUUACAGUCAAGUAUCUGCCAUCCUUAGAAUAGAAGUCUAAUUUAGAGUAUUUAAAACCAGACACAUAUUAACUCCAUAUGCUGCAUGGCUAACUAGCAAUAACCUUCCAUGCAUGCUGCAGGCUGUAAUGGUUAACAUGCCGCCAUCCAGAAUUUCUUUUUGUAUAAUGACUAUAUACACUAGCUGAUUAUAUCAGAUUAUGUUAUUUUCUGUUGGUCCAAAGAAUCAGCAGCCCUGCCCCCAACUCCAUAGGUGUGUUUAAUAACCUUGUGUAGCGGCAGAGUAGAAUGCGCUAAUUAUUUUUGUCGCCAUUCGGAAUCUGCUUCACAUGUCUGUUUCUUUCAGAAUGAAAAUUGCAAACGUUGAUCUCACUAUGAAACAUUUUCAAGGUGUUCCAGUUUGCUCCCUAUUACUGAAGCCACCAUGUGGAUGAUCAAGCUUCUAGCCCUCAGUAUCCUCCUGGUUGUGGAUGCCGCCGUAAACAAGAAGCCAAUAGCAGAGAAAAAAGUGGAGCCUCCACUAGAGCAGAAGAUGAGCCAACAUGCAAAUGUACUAGCGGACAAGAGUGCAGGCCUGGCUUUCAACCUCUACCAAAUCAUGGCCAAGGACAAGAAAGUGGAGAAUAUACUUCUCUCUCCAGUAGUGGUUGCCUCUUCUCUUGGCCUGGUGAGUAUGGGUGGACAAGCCAGCACUGCAGCCCAAGCUAAAACCGUCCUUAAUGCGGAGAAACUCAGCGAUGAACACAUCCACUCCGGCCUUGCUGAGCUACUCAAUGAAGUUAGCAACUCCACUGCCCGCAACGUCACCUGGAAGAUGGGGAACCGCCUGUAUGGCCCCAGCUCCAUCAGCUUCUCCGACAACUUUGUGAAGGACAGUAAGAAGCACUACAACUAUGAACACUCCAAGAUAAACUUUAGAGACAAGAGAAGUACCUUGAGAUCAAUCAAUGAAUGGGCUGCCCAGACCACUGAUGGCAAGCUGCCUGAGGUAACCAGUGAUGUGGAGAAGACUGAUGGAGCUCUCAUUGUCAACGCUAUGUUUUUCAAGCCUCACUGGGAUGAACGAUUCCACCAUCAGAUGGUUGACAACCGUGGCUUCAUGGUGACCCGUUCUUUCACCGUGUCUGUCCCCAUGAUGCACCGCACAGGGCUGUACAAAUACACUGAUGAUGAGACAAAUAACCUCCAGAUCCUGGAGAUGCCACUAGCCCACAAGCUCUCCAGCAUGAUCAUCAUCAUGCCCUACCACGUGGAGCCCUUGGAGAGGUUGGAGAAGCUCCUGACAAGAGAACAAGUCAAUGCUUGGGAUGGAAAGAUGAAGAAGAGAGCAGUGGCUGUGUCUCUGCCUAAAGUCAGUUUGGAAGUCAGCCAUGAUCUCCAGAAACAUCUAGGGGACCUUGGUCUGACUGAGGCCAUUGACAAAUCUAAAGCUGAUCUCUCCAAAAUCUCUGGCAAGAAGGACCUCUACCUGGCCAGCAUGUUCCACGCCGCUGCCCUGGAGUGGGACACAGAGGGAAAUCCAUUUGAUUCUGAUCUCUACAGCCGAGAGGAGCUCAGGUCACCCAAGCUCUUCUAUGCCGACCAUCCCUUCGUCUUCCUCAUCAAGGACAACAAGACUGAUUCUAUCCUCUUUAUCGGCAGACUCGUGAGGCCGAAGGGAGACAAAAUGCGAGAUGAAUUAUAGUAGAUUAAGGAGUUCUAGGGUUGGGGAGGAGGGCUGGGUAGUCUUUAAAAAUAAUUUCUGUUUGUGAACAAGAGAAUGGUUUAUGGAUCACGUUAGGAUUUACUUCUUCAGAGCAUUCCACCAAAGCAGGAGGUUGUAAUGCCUUUGGUCUUACCUAAAAUAGGUGGUAGCUGGUGCUAAAGGGGAUCAUUUAAUAGAUGUUCUUAUCUCAGGAGAUUUCACUGGGCUGGGGAUAUUUAUUAUAUCUGGUUAAUUCAAAAAUGUGGAUAUUAUCAGUGUUCUUAUUACAUGUAUGGGAUCUAACAACUGGGAACCAUAAAGCUCGGAGCAUAAGUGCAUGGCCAGAAAAGCCCAGGUAUCAUGAGUUUCUAUACCUGUAAUUUAAUCUUUAAAAGUGCACUUCAGAGUUUAACUAAGGUCAGUUACAUCUAUCUAUCAAGCCAAUCAGGCUCCAUUUACUACUGGCCGACAGCUCUGAUUGAUGCCAAACAAGUCAUAACCGUUCAACUCCUCUGUCCAUGACCUGAGAUUCCGGCCAAGAAUGUGACCAAUGAAUGAUCUCCCCUGACCACUGGUCACUUUGUUCAAUUCAUGAUAUUUAGAGUUGUUUCUAAGUGAAUUUGCUACUGGAAAUUCAUGGUGAUGACAUGGCGGAGGCAGGCCUUGGAUAUGAUGUUAUUUAAAGCAUUUUUAAAGUAUAGACUACACGUGGCCCUUUAGGUGUUGUUCAACUAAAACUCUCAGAUUUUUGCUAUCAGGGGCCUGAAUCCCAGAGCUGGGGUGAGAUAUGAGUGAGAAUGAAUGGGUGCAUGUUAGUGUAUGGGGGGGGGGCUGUAUGGAUUGAAGUAUUAAAUAAACAAAAAUACAUUUAAAAAAAAUGAUUUUGCUUUACUUUCACCAUGUGGAUUCACAAAAUCUUUAUUUUGUAAAAGUUACAAUGAUGUCCGAGAGAAACUGACCUGUGUGUGUUUUAUUUGCAAUAAAACUUUAAAAAAAAUAUAUAUAACGGU